Acipenser ruthenus (sterlet) is the source of this 1281-nucleotide messenger RNA. Its product is annotated as large ribosomal subunit protein mL54-like. The transcript is spliced from 6 exons. Gene Ontology annotation, cellular component: mitochondrial large ribosomal subunit. The record is from RefSeq and is a predicted model, not a curated record. Gene Ontology annotation, molecular function: structural constituent of ribosome. NCBI's taxonomy places the organism in Eukaryota, Metazoa, Chordata, Actinopteri, Acipenseriformes, Acipenseridae. Bases 124 to 630 code for a protein of 168 amino acids.
CGCCGGCAGGGCAGCGGAAAUGAAUCCCACUGCUUCCGGUGUGCAGUUUACACAUGUAGCGGCGGUGCAGCACUGGCACCCUAGGGUUGUUCAUUUUAAUAUAUAUAUAGAUAUUUUUAAACAAUGUCCGGAAUCGCGUUGUUCGGGACGGUGAGAGGACUGCGAUUGAUACUGAGCAGCACCCAUGCCGGAGCCGUCAGCAGCACCCUUCCUAAAAUCCUCGCUUGUGGAUAUGCGAAGAAAGUUGGAGCGGACAACAAAAGCCCACCCAAGAAAAAAACAGGAACGGAUCCUGAAAACAAACAAGAACCAACCCCAGCCGCAGGAGAGAGUAAAAAACCGGCAAAAGGAAAGGGAAAAGGCAUGGCAAAGGACGCCCAGAAGGGCCCUGAGGUGUGCAAGGACCCCGUGAAGCUGACCACUCACGCCAUGGGCGUCAACAUCUACAAGGAGGGCCAGGACCCCCCACUGCAGGCUGCCUCGGAGUACCCCGAGUGGCUCUUCCAGCUGGACCUGGGACCCCCCAAGCAGCUCUCGGAGCUGGACCCAGAGAGCCGGGAGUACUGGAAGCUCAUGAGGAAGGAGCACAUGUGGCGCUUCAACAAACUGCACAAGGGCAAGAAGUUAUAGUGCACCGAACUGCACACAGACAGACAGACAGACAGAGAGAGAGCAGCAGCCAGUGCUGACCCACACAGGGGUCUGUUCAGUUAGACGUGGAUCUACGUGCAGCCGUGGCUAUUAAUCCUUCAAAUAGCAUUUUACUUCUUUUUGCAGACAGACGUAAACUGAAAGAGGCUCUCAUGCAGUGUUAGGGGUGAAUUAUUUGAAUUAUUUUUAGAUCCCUCACUGAUUAGAUCUGUUGAAUACUGCUGAUGAUGUGUGUGACGAGGAAGGUACCACCAGGGACUUUCUGCUACUCCAGAAGUCAACAUGCUGUGCUUAUAUUGUCCCUCCCGAACGUUUUUGUAAAAAAAUAACUAAGUAAUGCAGCAGUAUCUGCUUAGGCCCUUAUUUCUGUAGUUGUGGUGACCAGUGACAAUGUGUAAUUUGAAACAGAAAGUAUGCACUUAAUGAGAAUCGACAGGAAGAAGCUCGCAGGACACAGAAAUGUGUGAAGAGAAAUGUACGUGUGACGACACGCUCGCACCCCGAUGACUGGAAACUGAGGCUUUGACAUCUGAAGCUGUGCACGUUCUCAACUUUUUGUAAUGCUUCGGUAUCAUUGGUACCUGUUCUAUUAAAUAGUAAUGAUUUAAAUAAAGAAAUUGUGUAUUGAAA